AUGGCGGCGACAAUGGCGGUGACAACGAUGGUGACCAAGAGCAAGGAGAGCUGGUCUCUGCAACUCCCGAAGCUCGCUCACCCUUCGAAGCCACGAGGCGGGAAGACCGAGCUGGAGUUCGCUUGUCGGGCGAUGUUCGCCAGUGUCGGCCUGAAUGCGUGCUCAGGCGUCGCGCCGGGGCACGACCCGCGGGAGCACAACGUGAAGGCUCGACCUGCUGACAACUGCGACAUCGCACGCCAACUUGGAGUCAUCGUGCCAGGGGAACAUGUUAGGGAGGACGCGGAGGAGAUAGCGAAGAAGAAGGGUGGCAAGAAGCAGUUGGUGGGCGGUCUGAGGAAGGUGAGGGUCAAGAUCGCCAACCCGCAUCUGCGGCGCUUGGUUAGCGGUGCCAUCGCUGGUGCAGUGUCGAGGACGUUCGUGGCGCCACUGGAGACGAUCCGGACCCACCUAAUGGUCGGUUGCAGCAAUGCCAACUCCAUGGCCGGGGUGUUCCAAUGGAUCUUGCAGAAUGAAGGGUGGACAGGCCUGUUCCGCGGCAACAUCGUCAAUGUCCUCCGCGUCGCUCCUAGCAAGGCCAUCGAGCAUUUCACCUAUGACACGGCCAAGAAGUUUCUAACCCCCAAGGCCAACGAGCCACCAAAGGUCCCGAUCCCCACGCCGCUAGUCGCUGGAGCUAUGGCUGGAGUUGCCUCUACCUUGUGCACCUAUCCCAUGGAGUUGAUCAAGACCCGGGUUACCAUCGAGAAGGAUGCAUACGACAACGUGGCACACGCGUUCAUGAAGAUCCUUCGUGAGGAGGGCCCAUCGGAGCUGUACCGUGGGUUGGCACCUAGCCUGAUUGGCGUGGUGCCAUAUGCGGCUUGCAACUUCUACGCCUACGAGACGCUCAAACGGCUCUACCGCCGCGCGACAGGGCGACGCCCUGGCGCGGAUGUGGGCGCCGUGGCGACGCUACUCAUUGGGUCGGCGGCUGGCGCCAUCGCAAGCACAGCCACAUUCCCGCUAGAGGUGGCGCGCAAGCAUAUGCAGGUGGGCGCCGUGGGCGGGAGGCAGGUUUAUCGUCAUGUCUUGCAUGCCAUGUACUGCAUCCUCAAGAAGGAGGGCGUCGCUGGACUGUAUCGCGGCCUGGGUCCUAGCUGCAUCAAGCUCAUGCCUGCCGCUGGCAUCUCUUUCAUGUGCUACGAGGCUUGCAAGAAGAUCCUGGUCGACAAAGAGGACGAGAAGGAGGAGGAGGAGGAAGGUGGUGAAGCUAGCAACGGGGACAAGAACAAGGUAGCAUGAUCAAAUGUUGGUAUUAAGACCAUCUUGUUGUGAAGCCUGGGACAAAAAUAAUGGACAAGUAUAUUUGGAGUUCGAUUUGGUUCCUUGGUCUUAUGCUUUGUUUGUAUUCAAAACAAGUUCUAAGUUCAGAGUUGGGGUUUGCGCUUUCAUGUUGCAUGUUUGUAUUAGUACUCUAUUGGGCUAUUGGCCUAUUUGGAGUUCAAUUUGUUGUCAUAUAUGCAAGUUUGUGUUUGUACUAUAUCUUCAUAUCUUAGUUUA
Molecule: messenger RNA, 1542 nt
Organism: Panicum virgatum (switchgrass)
Lineage: Eukaryota; Viridiplantae; Streptophyta; Magnoliopsida; Poales; Poaceae
Product: adenine nucleotide transporter BT1, chloroplastic/amyloplastic/mitochondrial-like
Exons: 3
Coding region: 1-1284 (427 amino acids)
Biological process (GO): transmembrane transport
Source: RefSeq, a predicted model, not a curated record